This is a messenger RNA of Pyricularia grisea, 384 nucleotides long. RefSeq lists its product as uncharacterized. Lineage: Eukaryota; Fungi; Ascomycota; Sordariomycetes; Magnaporthales; Pyriculariaceae. The record is from RefSeq and is a predicted model, not a curated record. The transcript has a single exon. The annotation marks the transcript as partial.
GUUUGUAAAGGAGCCGGACGCAAAUAUACAGCCCGCCACGACCAAAUAAACAGGAGUUUUGUUAAUUCGUUAAAAAGGUGGCCGGAAAUCAAAAUCAAAAUCGAACCCGAUUUAAAUAACGAAAAUAACAAAAAUAAUGGAAAUAACGGAAAUAACGGAGAUAACCCCAACGGCCAAAAUAAUACCGGAAGCCUUUUUAUAACCCCUAUUCGCUCCGGGACCCGUACCGGCCAAAACAGCCUUAGGGCGUAUUUUGGCGUUAUUAACGGAAUAUUUAAAUAUUAUUACGACGUGCAAAUUAUUGCAAUUAAUAAGAAUUCCGGUAAUAUAAACCCGUUAAACACGUUAACCGACGCAGCAAAUAACAAACGACGGAAAUAUUAA